Messenger RNA from Strongylocentrotus purpuratus (purple sea urchin), 1482 nucleotides. Its product is annotated as kelch-like protein 6. The transcript has 2 exons. The record is from RefSeq and is a predicted model, not a curated record. Gene Ontology annotation, molecular function: protein binding. Lineage: Eukaryota; Metazoa; Echinodermata; Echinoidea; Camarodonta; Strongylocentrotidae. Bases 1 to 1482 code for a protein of 493 amino acids.
AUGUCUGAUGACAGCGAUGGCGUGUAUGAUGACUGUGAUGACUACGAUGACGAUGAUACUAAGGAUAAGACGAUAGUAUACAUUGGAAUGUCACAUCGUCAUACUUUUGUUGAGAAGCAUAGGGCCGAAGAGAGGAAAGAAACUGGAAAUAUUAAGAACGCUCAGCAAAACCUGCUAAGCAAUGUGCGCGUUAGCGUAGAUGCAGUCAGCAGAGCAACAGGGACCUUGUAUGAUGAGCAACGCUACAGUGACGUCACCCUGGUUGUUGGAGAUCGAAGGUUCCACGCCCAUCGCCUGGUGCUCAGUGCAUGGAGCGAUGUCUUCAAGACGAUGCUUUGUAACUCAUCUUGGCACUCGCAUGACACGACCGGACAGCCAACCUCAAAGUGCCAGGAUCUCGUCGAGGAAGAAUGUUGUGAAGAGUUUUUCGGCGACUUCCUCAAGUUUCUUUAUACUGCCUCUGUAGACCUGACCAAAGGCAACGUCCUACCUUUGGCCCUGCUAGCUGACAAGUACUUGGUGAAAGAACUAAGGGAGCUCUGUGACGAAUUCAUCCGCGACAAUCAGAACGAUGCUCAGGAAGUCGUCACCUUCAUUCGCUCGGCCUUGAAAUUUGGCAUGCAUGAAACAGUCGAGAUGUGCCUCCAAAGUCUGCUGUGCAACUUCAGUGUCCUGACGCCAGACCAGCUUCUCAGCCUAGAAAGUGAGCACCUUAUAUCUCUUCUCGACAGUGGACCAAGGUUGAUGGUAGAUGAUGAGUUCACUCUCUUCAAGAAGAUCGAGCCCUGGUUGGACCAGUGUCAAAGUGGGGACACGCUUCUUAGUAUCAUCAAGCUCAUUCGUUUCCCCUACAUGAAUGCAUUACAACUGAAGAAAGCCAGAGAGACGCCUGCCUUCCGCAGAGCCCAGGAAAUGAUGCCAGAUAUACUCCUGAUAUCUUGGCAACAACAGGCAUUGUACAAAGAGGGGAGUCUGGAUGAUCUUCCAGAAGACUUUCCAUGGCCCAGACUGUACCUGAAUUCAAACGAUGAAGCCAGAUUCACAGACCAGAAAGUUUGCUCAUCCCCCGACCAACCAAAGAAUAAACCGAUCAAAGUCCGCAUUGAUGGCAAAAGAAAUCAUCAGGAAUGCGUUUCUUGGAAGGGCAAGCGAAUAGGAGAGAAAUAUUUCUUCAAACAAGGAUAUAAUUUCAAAUUCUUAAUCAAGCUUAACCGGAGCCCAGACUCACCAAGUGAAGUAAACGUCCAUAUGAUAUAUACAAGUGAGGAUUCACAUAAAAGACUUCAUUUGGGAGUACGAGCACAAGUUGAUGGUGGAAAAGAGCCUUUCUAUUUCUCAGAGUGUCUCCCUCCGGCGCCUCCCCCAUAUGAGAUUACUUCAGGAAAUACUCAAUUCACAUUUCCUACUGGGAUCUCAAACCCUGAAAUAAUGACAUUCCAUGUUGCAGUCAUUGUGGAGGACGAAGAUGAGAAAACGACAUAG